Molecule: messenger RNA, 4701 nt
Organism: Debaryomyces tyrocola
Lineage: Eukaryota; Fungi; Ascomycota; Pichiomycetes; Serinales; Debaryomycetaceae
Source: the annotation of a GenBank genome assembly
AUGAGUACAGAAUCAGAAGCUUUGAUGUACUUUGACGAUAAAGUAAUCAAUGAAUUCGAGGGAGUUGGAAGCGAAAGCUUAAUACAGUUAUUGCAAGCUCCCGAUCAAACAAGCCAAGAUGCUGAAAAUAUCAUAUCACAAAUUUUCACAGAGCUUCUAUUAGUGUACGAAGAAGAAAGGAUAACGUUAGAAGCCAUCAUACAAUUUUUGUCUUUGGCAAUUAAAGAUGAAUUCAUAGCUGUAAUAUUUUGUCAAGUGUUCGACGUUUUCCCGUUGUCAGUUUCUUUGCAAAAGCUUUUACUGGAAAUUUUUCAGCGCCAGAAUAUAAUCAAAGCGUCAACGUUUUCAAAAAUGAUAGGUUAUGACUCGAUAAUGAAACUGUCUAUCGUUCCUACGGAUACAUUGAUGAAGCAAUUGAAUACACACAAAAGAGAUGAAUUUUAUACGCAGAAGAAAUAUAAUUUAAUCCAUGAAGAAUCAGAAGGAUAUGCCAAAUUGAUGGUAGAAAUUUACAAUAUUUUGAAAUACAACGACACCUCGUAUCAAGUUGACUAUGCCCUCCGUAUAAUCGAGGAAUUGACUGGGCAUUAUAAUUUGGAUCCGAAUCGUACUCUUGAUAUUUUGAUUGAAUUGUAUAGUAAUAACUUUGUUGGGAAUCAAGACUUUGCUAUAGAAUUAUUAAAAAAAUCCCAAUGGUGGCCUUCAGAAGAGAGCGAUUGUUUUUCAUCCAUGGAGAACCUUUCUCAAGGUGGUAAUGAAACUGCUGCUAAGAUUAUUGGCUUGAGAAUUCUGAAACAACCAUUAGACAAGGACUUACCCGAAACCCUUAAAAUUUUGUUUGCUUGCUUAAUUAAGGAAGGCUUUGUAAGUUUUGGAUCGAUUUAUAAAUAUGUAACCCCUGGUGAUGAAGAAAUGAAAGCAUUGGAGGCCGAUUAUAAAAAACACUUGAACGAAAAAGUUUUCAAGGCAAGUGCAAGUGCACUCGCAUUAGCAUCUCCAUUACAAGAUGACGAGGAAGAUGAACAUACAUCUAAAGACAAGAAGCCAUCAUCCCAAGGUAACCUAAAACAAAAGGAGGGCACUAUGCAGUCAAAAUUAAAUUCUAAUCUUAGAUUCCAGCUACUACGUGUGUUUUUAGGUAACGGCUUAUAUUGGCCUUCGAUUUAUAUUUUGACCGAAUACCCUUUUUUGGCAUAUGUUGACGACGAAAUAAAUGAAUUAAUAAACCGUUUAUUCAGCUCAAUGCUAGCACCAUUAUAUGAUUCUAUAAAGGUGUUUUCUGACGAAGAAUUUGAUAAGUUACAAACAUCAAAACAAGUUGCUUUUUCGAGACCAUUUAACAAUGUUCGUUAUGAAGAGUCCCCCUGUACGGAAUUAUUGAGCUUUAAACCCACCAUUAAAAGUUUCAGCCACAAGCGUUUUCAUUACUUUUAUACAAACUGGAAUAAGAAAAUACCUCAAAUCAACAAUCCUGAUGAUUUGUUUAAAGUCUCAAAAGAAUUCCUUAAAUUUAGCGGUGUAAACUUAGCUAAGGAUUUAGAAUUGUUUUCUAAAAUAUGUGAAAUAGGAGUUUGGGAUUUAAAUAGAAAUCAAGAGAAUGAAAGUAGGAAAAACGAAUGGCUUCAUUAUUUCAGAAACUUUAUUUUUCCAGCUAUGCCAUUGAUAGAAGAGAAUUCAAUUAUAAUUGAUAAGGCUUACUCCAUUUUAUCGUUUUAUGAUUCUGAAGAUCGCUUUAAUUUAUACAGUGAGAUGCAUCAAGUGUUAGCGAAAAAUAAUCCAUUGAUAAAAAUUGCGUACGGCAAGGCGGAGAAAUCCACAAAAGAUGUUUUAAAGAGGUUGUCCAAGGAGAAUGUACGUCCUAUGAUGCGAAGACUAGCCAAGAUCAGUUUCUCUAACCCGUUACCUUGUUUCUUAACUAUUUUACAACAGAUUGAAAGUUAUGAUAACUUAAAUACCUUGGUUGUCGAGACUGCAAGAUAUUUUAAUAAUUAUGGGUGGGAUACGUUGACUUUGGCAAUUUUAAUGAGACUUACUGCUUCAGGGAGAUCAAAUAUACAAGAUGAUGGAUUGAAUGAACGUCAAUGGAUUCAAUCGUUAGCAUCUUUUAUUGGUAAGAUUUGUCAUCGCUAUCCUAAUGCAAUAGAUUUAAAAACAUUGAUAACAUUCUUAUUGAAAUCUCUUCAUAACAAGGAAAACGUUGGGUUAAUUGUUUUGAGAGAGAUAUUUAUAUGUAUGGGAGGUAUCCAAACAAUUGCUGAUUUAACAUUACGUCAGAUUGAUAUGAUUAACUGUGGUUCAUCAUUAGAAAAGGUAGUCUAUAGAACAAUCGAUGAUUUGCGGUUCGAGAGGUUCAAAUCUGGUCACAUAUUAGUUAAAACUCUCGUGGAACUUGAUGCUGUUAAUGAACUAUUAAUUUUGCUCUGCCAAUUAGGAGAUGAUAUGUUGUUUAAUUCUGAUCAAUCUCAUUUGAAAGUCUUAGCAAAUAAGAGUGACGAUUUAAGUACGGUCAUGCAUCUUUUCACUCAAUUAAUUAAUUUCUUCGGAAGUAGUGAAGAUUUGGCUGAAUUAUUAUUACCGGUUUCGGAAUUUACUACGAAGUACCAUGUACCGCCAUCAUUUGCAUUUGAAAUUUGGAGACAGACUAUCAGUAAGAGGAUUUUAGCAGCUACAGCUUCUGAUGAUAUUUUCAAUCCUGUCUUGAAUGAUAUUAUGAGUCAAAGCUCUCAAACUCUACCUUCGAAAGCCUGGGAUUAUUUAUCAACUGGCUUGUACGCAACAUUCUGGCAAUUAUCACUUUAUGAUAUCAAUUAUACAGAAGACUUGUAUGAUGCUGAAUUAGAGAAGUUAAAAUCGAAUAUAAACAGUAUCAAAGACACUCUUUUAAUUAAUAAAAGAAGCAGUGAGGUAUCAAGAACAUCGAUAGAUAGGUAUAAGAAGGAUUUAAUACAAAAUGAGGACUUUGUUUCAGUGAUUCCAGAGGAAAACGAGAGUCACCUGAAGCAUUAUGAAUUAAUUUCCAAAAGAUUAAUCAAGGAAUCAUCACAUUGGUUCACAAUGGGUGGCAUUGAUAAUAUUAAGCUGCAAGUUCAAUCCUUUUUCCAAUAUUGUCUCCUUCCAAGAGCAAUUCACUCAUCAUUUGAUGCAGCGUAUUCAGCGAAGUUUUUAUUUCAGUUGCAUAAGGUGGAAGCUACUAACUUUUCUAUUAUUAUUGCACUAAAUGAACUAAUUAAAAAUAAUAUUUUAUUUGGUACAUUAUUUACAUCCACUCCGGCUGAGGCAGAAAAUCUUGGUUUGUUUUUUGCUGAAUUACUAAAGAGGUUGCAUGAAUGGUCAAACGAAAGCACGUUCAAUACUGAAGCAAACAAUUCAACGUUGUUUUCAGAAGCAGACACCACUCAAGAACUAACAUACGACAGCUUUCGUAAAUUAUUGUUUGAAUAUCACGAUAUUAUUUUGAAAGAUGUUGGCAAAGCUUUGGAAGUUAAAGAGUAUAUGUGUCGUCGUAAUGCAAUUACUUUCUUGAAAUAUCUUGUUGGUAUUUACCCUAACGUAGAGGAUCAUUGUGAAAAAAUUGUAAAGUACCUUGAGAAUAUUGCGUUAAAUGAGGAAAGAGAGGACUUGAAAUUAUCAUCAAGUGCAUUAAUUGGACAUGUCAAAUCGAGAUCAAAAGAGUGGGUAUCUUUAUGGGAAUUUAUUCCAAUGGAUGACAAAGAAAAAGAAGCACAUGUUCAAAAGCGAAAUGCAAUAAAAGAAAAUAUUAAGAAAUUAGAGCAAGAAAAUAAGGACAGAAUCAAAGAGAAGGAACUUAAGGAGAAGCUUAUGAGAGAGAAAGAACUCUCAGAGAAAAGAAAUCAUGCAAGUACAAUCAGCUAUGAUGAAUCGAAGUCAACAUCAUCGAGACCUGGUACGAGAACUUCUGAUUCUGCUAAAACAAGAUACGAUUAUUACUCGAAGUACGGAGAAAAUAAAGUGAAGAGCCAACCAAAGGAUGAGACUUCUACGGAAGCACAAAAGGCAACCAAGGUAGAAGAUGAGGUUGCAGAAAAAUCGAAGCAAGAUGAAAAGAAGGAAAAUUCCAAACAAUUAGAUUUGAAGGCCCGAAUCAGAGAAGCAAAGAAGGAAUUAAAGGAAUCGCACAAACCCGAUUCAACGGCAGCAUCGAAGGAAGCUUCUCCAGCUUCAUCCAAUGAAAGUAUUAACAGCAAAGAUCAAAUAAAAGGAAGCAUACCAGCCAGAAAACCGAACACACCUAACGCCCCGAACGCGCCGAAAGCUCAACUGAAUUCGAGACUAACUGAAGAAAACAGACCUAAACUGCGUACUCCUCUUCCACCGCAAGAUAUAGCUGCUCAGAAGGAUACGCAGAAUGAUUCCAGAUAUAAUGAAAAAAAUCAACAAUUUGGAGGUAGAAGAUACAAUGAAAACUAUAAUUCGAAUAGAUAUAACCAAAGACCAUAUACUCCAAAUAGUCAACAAAAUAGGCUGCAACAGAAGAGACCUGUUCCUCCACCUCCAUCUAGAGGACCUUCAAGACCUAUUCCUCCUCCACCUCCUCCGCCUGCUGGUCUCAAACAAACCAAUGAUCACCAACAUAGACAUGAUAAUCAGGGAGGCAGAAAUAGUGGUAGAUAUGAUACCAAGAGAAAACAUGAUACGUAUAAUAGCAGUGGAAGGGGCUAUGAUAAGAAACCAAGAUACUAA